Messenger RNA from Arvicola amphibius (Eurasian water vole), 5770 nucleotides. It is a transcript of the gene Ptprg, whose product is annotated as protein tyrosine phosphatase receptor type G. Lineage: Eukaryota; Metazoa; Chordata; Mammalia; Rodentia; Cricetidae. Gene Ontology annotation, biological process: protein dephosphorylation. The record is from RefSeq and is a predicted model, not a curated record. The transcript is spliced from 30 exons. The coding region runs from base 747 to 5078 and encodes 1443 amino acids. Gene Ontology annotation, molecular function: protein tyrosine phosphatase activity; protein binding.
AAAGUCUCUGCCAGGAUUCAUGCUCACAUGUUACUUCCUGUAUGGAGGCAUGGCCAGUUUCCAGCCCCGCGCUCUCGGUUCCUCCCCAGCCUGCGCCGGAGCCACAACUUUCAGGAGCAUGGACUGAAGGCGCCCUCGCCCCGGCGCCCCUCUGAGAUCCUUUGUGUUUCUCUGCGCUCCUCCGGCCGUUUCUGUUCUGGGGGGCUCUGCGCUCCGCCCCGCCGCUUCCCUCCCUUUCCCCGCUCGCAGACAUGCCUCCUUCCUUGCCGGGGCCCUGGAAGGAGCUGCCCGCCUGAAGCCCGGAGCCGCCGUGCAGCGCACAGCCCCGCCGUCGCCCGCCGGUUCUCGGGCUGCGCUGCGCUGCCGACUCAACUUGGGGCUCUUCCGCUGCUCGCCGCCGCCACCCGCGGUCCCUGCCUGCCCCGGGCCCCGGGCGCUGCCGCCGUGCGCCUUCUCCUCGCCCUGCCCGACCGGCUGAAUCGUGUUUGAGCAGAAAGCCGCCCUUCUCUUCCGAGAGGAUCGUCCCUAGAGUGGCUUUGCAUCCCCGGUCACUUUUUGAGGUUUUCCUGGGGACGCUUGGCAGCAUCCAGGAUUCCUGCGGGACCGGUCGCCUAGCGUGGGGAGCCUGUGUGGUGGCGGGCGAGCCGAGAAAGCCUUCUGGUUUAGCGGAGCCUCACUCGGAAGCAAGAACUUAUUCAACAAGUUUACCCCCCUGCUUUUCUCCUUUUCGAUGUGCGUUUUCGGACAUGCGGAGGUUACUGGAACCGUGUUGGUGGAUUUUGUUCCUGAAAAUCACCAGUUCUGUGCUCCAUUAUGUGGUGUGCUUCCCGGCAUUGACUGAAGGCUAUGUGGGGGCUUUGCAGGAGAGCAGACAGGGCAGCUCGGUGCAGAUCCGCAGGCGGAAGGCGUCCGGAGACCCCUACUGGGCAUACUCGGGUGCCUAUGGUCCUGAGCACUGGGUCACCUCUAGUGCCAGCUGCCGGGGAAGCCAUCAGUCUCCUAUCGACAUUUUAGACCACCAAGCCCGUGUUGGCGAAGAAUACCAGGAGCUUCAGCUCGAUGGGUUCGACAAUGAGUCCUCUAACAAGACCUGGAUGAAGAACACAGGGAAAACAGUUGCCAUCCUUCUGAAAGAUGAUUAUUUCGUGAGUGGCGCUGGUCUGCCUGGCAGAUUCAAAGCUGAGAAGGUGGAGUUUCAUUGGGGCCACAGCAAUGGCUCCGCUGGCUCAGAGCACAGUGUCAACGGCCGGAGGUUUCCUGUGGAGAUGCAGAUUUUCUUCUACAAUCCAGAUGACUUUGACAGCUUCCAGACGGCAAUCUCAGAAAACAGAAUAAUUGGAGCCAUGGCCAUAUUUUUUCAAGUCAGUCCGAGGGACAAUUCCGCACUGGAUCCUAUUAUCCACGGGUUGAAGGGCGUCGUCCAUCACGAGAAGGAGACCUUCCUGGAUCCUUUUGUCCUCCGAGACCUCCUGCCCGCAUCCCUGGGCAGCUACUACCGGUACACAGGCUCCUUGACCACACCUCCAUGUAGUGAGAUCGUGGAGUGGAUUGUCUUCAGUAGGCCUGUUCCCAUCUCCUACCACCAGCUUGAGGCUUUUUAUUCCAUCUUCACGACGGAGCAGCAAGACCAUGUCAAGUCAGUGGAGUACCUGAGAAACAACUUCCGGCCACAGCAGGACCUGAAUGACAGAGUGGUGUCCAAGUCUGCCGUCCGAGAUGCCUGGAACCAUGACCUAUCUGACUUCCUGGACAACCCACUAGGGACAGAAGCCUCUAAAGUCUGCAGCUCUCCACCCAUCCACAUGAAGGUGCAGCCUCUGAACCAGACAGCGCUGCAGGUGUCCUGGAGCCAGCCAGAAACCAUCUACCACCCGCCCAUCAUGAAUUACAUGAUCUCCUAUAGCUGGACCAGGAAUGAGGAUGAGAAAGAGAAGACUUUCACUAAGGACAGUGACAAGGACUUGAAGGCCACCAUUAGCCAUGUGUCACCUGAUAGCCUUUACCUGUUCCGAGUACAGGCCGUGUGUCGGAAUGACAUGCGCAGUGACUUCAGUCAGACGAUGCUCUUUCAAGCUAAUACUACCAGAAUAUUCCAAGGGACCAGGAUUGUGAAAACAGGCGUGCCGACAGCCUCUCCUGCCUCUUCAGCGGACAUGGCCCCCAUCAGCUCCGGCUCUUCUACUUGGACAUCCUCCGGCAUCCCCUUCUCAUUUGUUUCCAUGGCAACUGGGAUGGGUCCUUCCUCCAGUGGCAGCCAGGCUACCGUGGCCUCUGUGGUUACCAGCACGCUUUUAGCAGGCCUGGGCUUCGGUGGUGGUGGCAUCUCCUCCUUCCCCAGUACCGUGUGGCCCACACGCCUUCCUACUGCAGCAGCGGCCAGCAAGCAGGCGGGGAGGCCGGUCCUUGCCACUACUGAGGCCUUAGCUUCUCCUGGGCCUGAUGGCGACUCCGCUCCUACCAAGGACAGCGAGGGUGCGGAGGAAGGGGAGAAGGAGGAGAAAAACGAGAGUGAGGAUGGAGAGAGGGAGCACGAGGAGGAGGGGGAGAAGGACUCGGAGAGGAAAGAGAAGAGUGAGGCCACCCGUACAGCGGAGGAGAAGAACCGGACUGCUCCUGCCCCCACGCCUUCUUCCCCUCACAGGACUACAGAGGAGGGAGGACAUCAGACUAUACCUGGGCGUGGGCAGGACCACGCCGGCCCUGCAACAGACCAGCCAGGCCAUGCCGUCCCAGGCUUGGAUCCCAAUGAGGACACAGCCACCCAAGUGCCCCCAACAGCCACAGAGGAACAUUAUUCAGGGAGUGAUCCCAGGAGGCCCGAAAUGCCAUCGAAAAAACCUAUGUCCCGAGGGGACCGAUUUUCCGAGGACAGCAAAUUUAUCACUGUUAACCCAGCUGAGAAGAACACCUCCGGAAUGAUAAGCCGCCCCUCUCCGGGGAGGAUGGAGUGGAUCAUCCCCCUGAUCGUGGUCUCAGCCUUGACCUUCGUGUGCCUGGUCCUUCUCAUCGCUGUGCUUGUGUACUGGAGAGGGUGUAACAAAAUAAAGUCCAAGGGCUUUCCCAGACGUUCCCGUGAAGUGCCUUCUUCUGGGGAGAGAGGAGAGAAGGGGAGCAGAAAAUGUUUCCAGACUGCUCACUUCUAUGUGGAAGACAGCAACUCACCUCGGGUGGUCCCCAACGAAAGUAUUCCUAUUAUUCCCAUCCCGGAUGACAUGGAAGCCAUUCCUGUCAAACAGUUUGUUAAACACAUCGGCGAGCUCUAUUCUAAUAGCCAGCAUGGGUUCUCUGAAGAUUUUGAGGAAGUCCAGCGCUGUACAGCUGAUAUGAACAUCACUGCAGAACAUUCCAAUCACCCAGACAACAAGCACAAAAACAGAUAUAUCAACAUUUUAGCAUAUGAUCACAGCAGGGUGAAGUUAAGACCUUUACCAGGAAAAGACUCUAAGCACAGUGACUACAUCAACGCAAAUUACGUCGAUGGUUACAACAAAGCAAAAGCCUACAUUGCCACCCAGGGACCUCUAAAGUCUACAUUUGAAGAUUUCUGGAGGAUGAUCUGGGAACAAAAUACAGGAAUCAUCAUCAUGAUUACCAACCUCGUGGAAAAAGGAAGGAGAAAGUGUGAUCAGUAUUGGCCGAUGGAGAAUAGCGAGGAGUAUGGAAACAUCAUCGUCACCCUGAAGAGCACAAAAGUACACGCCUGCUAUACUGUCCGGCGCUUCUCAGUCAGAAACGCAAAAGUGAAAAAGGGCCAGAAGGGGAACCCCAAGGGUCGUCAGAAUGAGAGGACGGUGAUUCAGUACCACUACACACAGUGGCCUGACAUGGGAGUCCCUGAGUACACCCUCCCGGUCCUGACCUUUGUGCGGAGAUCAUCAGCAGCGCGGGUACCAGACAUGGGCCCCGUGCUGGUGCACUGCAGCGCCGGCGUGGGCAGGACAGGCACCUACAUUGUCAUAGACAGCAUGCUGCAGCAGAUAAAAGACAAAAGUACAGUCAAUGUCCUGGGAUUCCUGAAGCACAUCAGGACUCAGCGUAACUACCUCGUCCAGACUGAGGAACAGUACAUCUUCAUCCAUGAUGCCUUGUUGGAAGCCAUUCUCGGAAAGGAGACGGAAGUGUCUUCAAAUCAGCUGCACAGCUACGUGAACAGCAUCCUCAUACCCGGAGUAGGAGGGAGGACACGGCUGGAAAAGCAGUUCAAGCUCAUCACUCAGUGUAAUGCAAAAUAUGUGGAAUGCUUCAGUGCCCAGAAGGAGUGUAACAAGGAGAAGAACAGGAACUCUUCCGUCGUCCCAGCCGAGCGCGCUCGAGUGGGACUUGCACCAUUGCCCGGAAUGAAAGGAACAGAUUACAUUAAUGCUUCUUACAUCAUGGGCUACUACAGAAGCAAUGAAUUCAUUAUAACCCAGCACCCUCUGCCGCACACGACGAAAGAUUUCUGGAGGAUGAUUUGGGAUCACAACGCACAGAUCAUCGUCAUGCUGCCAGACAACCAGAGCCUGGCCGAGGACGAGUUUGUGUACUGGCCAAGUCGAGAAGAAUCCAUGAACUGUGAGGCCUUCACUGUCACCCUUAUCAGCAAAGACAGGCUGUGCCUCUCUAACGAAGAACAGAUCAUCAUCCAUGACUUUAUCCUUGAAGCUACGCAGGAUGACUAUGUACUAGAAGUUCGGCACUUUCAGUGCCCCAAGUGGCCUAACCCAGAUGCCCCCAUAAGCAGUACCUUUGAGCUGAUCAACGUCAUCAAGGAAGAGGCCUUAACCCGGGAUGGCCCCACUAUUGUCCAUGACGAGUAUGGAGCGGUUUCUGCAGGAAUGCUAUGUGCCCUUACCACCUUGUCCCAGCAGCUGGAGAACGAAAAUGCUGUGGAUGUCUUCCAGGUGGCAAAAAUGAUCAAUCUUAUGAGACCUGGAGUAUUCACAGACAUUGAACAGUACCAGUUUGUCUACAAAGCAAUGCUCAGCUUAGUCAGCACUAAAGAAAAUGGAAAUGGUCCCAUGACAGGGGACAAAAAUGGUGCUGUGCUGACCGGAGAAGAAUCAGACCCUGCCGAGAGCAUGGAGUCUCUGGUGUGACUGGAACCCCGGAAAGGGCACUUAAUUUGUAAACUUCUGAGACUUGUAAAGACAGAACUUUUUUGAGGCCUUUUUUGCCAGACUCUAGGUUAUACAAUAACCCGGUUACUUUUUUACACUGAUAAAAGUUUUGAUAUUUAUUUUUUGCCAUUUUAUGUCUUAAUGGUAUCCUAGUAAGCAUUUGCACCUGUUCAUUUCACACAGUGAACCGCAACUUUACCCAGUUUGCACUAUAUGAUCAGUGUUACUGCCUAUAACCUAAUACUACAGCAAACCCUGAUGUGACAUUCCAUGGCCACAUACAUGCUCCUCUUUAGUUCCGUGCAGUGAAGGUCUCGGUUAUGACAAGGACCCUCAGUUUUGUUAUCAUUCUAAAGCGACUGCGUUUUUUCUAGCAGGCAACGCUGUCUUUUUCUCGGUCCCCCUCUUUUUUAGGCACCGUUCAGUACUAUAUGCCUUCUGUUUUCAUGGAGUGGAUGGGCGUCGUUUCCUAUUGCAGGACCGCAGGUUAAGGGGAGCCCCCAAGAAGUCUGUUCAUGUCAGUUCCAUGUGUAAUGGUUGAGGAAUCCACUAAGAAGUGAAGAGGGCUUAAGAGUUGCUUCAUGUGAACAUCUCCUAUUAGUUACCAAGUUAUAUUCGCAGUUGAAAUGUGUCAAAAUAAAGAAUCAUUCUGUAUUACAGAUUUCACAGUA